Messenger RNA from Andrographis paniculata, 867 nucleotides. RefSeq lists its product as uncharacterized. The record is from RefSeq and is a predicted model, not a curated record. Gene Ontology annotation, cellular component: signal peptidase complex; membrane. Bases 165 to 707 code for a protein of 180 amino acids. The transcript has 8 exons. Gene Ontology annotation, molecular function: serine-type endopeptidase activity. Lineage: Eukaryota; Viridiplantae; Streptophyta; Magnoliopsida; Lamiales; Acanthaceae.
CACUUUUCACUUGCAGUCGUACUCGUCGUCUUCUUCUUCACCUUCGUUUCCCCUCACAAAUUUCGACCUCCGGCGGAGCUUCUGCUGCACUCCAACAUCUCAAAAACAGGCAGUUCGUCGAAAGCAAGGGGAAGACUCCUCCUCUACUGACCAGGUACCCAUCAAUGGGGUGGAUUGGGGACACCGUCGAUUCAAUAAAGUCCAUCAAAAUACGCCAGAAUCUGCAUCAGGCAAUCACACUUGGUACCAUUGUUGCAUCUGCACUGAUAAUAUGGAAGGCGUUGAUGUGCAUAACCGGGACUGAGUCCCCUGUUGUUGUUGUUCUUUCCGGAAGCAUGGAGCCUGGAUUUGCUAGGGGCGACAUUCUGUUUUUGCAUAUGAGCAAAGAUCCCAUUAGGGCAGGCGAAAUCGUUGUGUACAACAUAGAUGGCCGUCAAAUUCCUAUUGUUCAUCGUGUGAUAAAGCUUCAUGAAAGGCGCAAUACUGGAGAAACCGAGAUCCUCACAAAAGGUGACAAUAACUAUGAUGACGAUGUGUCACUGUAUGCUCCCGGCCAAGACUGGCUACACCGGAAGCACAUUAUGGGACGAGCCGUCGGAUUCUUGCCGUACGCUGGGUACUUCACCAUUCUGAUGAAUGAUUAUCCACUGCUGAAGUAUGUUCUGAUUGGUGGUUUGGGGUUGCUUGCCAUGACUUCCAAAGAUUAGCCUCACUCAAAUUCAUCAGGUAUCAUACAUACAUACACAAAUACAUUAUACUCAUUAACAAACUAUUAUUCAUUUUUAUUGAUUUUGUAACAAAAACUUUUGGACUCAACUCAACUUGGCUGCCUAUUACUACAAUACAAUGCUUUCUUGGUUCUUGGAA